AUGCCCCAGCAGGCUCCCCAUCACACAUCUGACAGCGAAUCAGACUCAUUGGAUUAUUUUGAUGAAUCGGACUCUGGGUCUGCAGCAGGAGGUUCAGGGAGCUCGUUGACUCAGCCAUCGGUCUCCAACACGCGACAAAGGCCACAACAGGAUGGGGAUAUGGAGAUCAUUCGGCGCUUGCAACUCGAAAACCAAAUGCUCAAGAAUAACAAUCGUACUUUGGGCGAGAAGAACAAGACAUUAUCGUCCAAUCAACAUCGACGUUCAAAAACCAAUGUUCCGGACGAGCUAAAGGCUUUUGAUGUUGAGCUUGGGACUUUUUCCCGCAAGUAUGGCAUUGUUGCGGAGAUGUUUCCACCUGUGCACCACAUUCUCAAAUUACCUGUGCCAAAUCCUCCACCCACCAUCCUAUCUGGGAGUCGCUAUGCGAGCAAGAGUGCAGAAGAAGUUUGUCUUGUAACUGAACUAUACUCGCUUCUCCCAGGUCAUCUCCAUCGCUUUGUACCAACUACUCAUUUCCAAUCUUUGCUGGAACACCAUCUUCAAGGGGGUCGCUCCAGUGAGAUUGGCAAGCUUUUUGUGAAACGGGACACAAUCCCAGAAAUACAGAAGAUGCUUGGUCGCUCUCCAUCAUCAAAGUUCCCGCCUGUCCUUUUUACGAGACAAGAAAUGGACCCCACAAUGUCCACAGUUUUUGGUAACUGGGAACCGCUCGCAAAGGCGAUUAGAAUUGUGAUGUUCGGAAAAAAUUCACUGGACAUCAUUGGGUGGCCACGCGCCAAGUGUAACACUCGAAAAUGGGGCAUGACAUCGUGUACUCCCGGUCUUCUUGCCUGGGGCUGGGUCGCCUUGAUCUUCAUUCUGUCCACAGAUCCCUCAUUUACUAAAGACAGAGUUGGCACAAAAUCUCGACUACCAUACACAGCCAUGUUCACGGCCUACAAACAACUGUGGGUAACACUUUGGGAGGAACCUCGUAUUAUCUCAAUCUGGCAAAAAAUCAAUAGCCACGUCUGGCAAUCGUCAUCAACCGCCAAUGUCACAACUUCAGAUGCCGAAGGCAACGAUCUCACACCUGAUUUAAUGUGCCUGGCUCUCGCCAAUGCAGGCCGCACAGAUUCAGAUGUUCCGACUACCAAUGUAGAUUUCACACCUCCCAUAACCCACAGUUCAACAAUGUUUCAGGCCGCACCAGCUGCCCCUCCCACUGUACGAGCACCCCUUCCCGUUGCACCAGCACCCCUUCCUGCUGCACCAGUGCCCCUUCCCGCAGCACCAGCUGAAACCAUCAUCACACCAGUUCCCGCUGUGACUUCUGAAUCUACAACACUCGGACUACCUGCUGUCACGCCUGCAGUCACUGUCACCACAGCCACCAAAUUCCCAUCCAUUGUGCCUGCUGCUGUUGCCAUCCCCACCGGGGAGGUUCUGCCACAAGCUGUAGCUUCUCAAUCAUCCUCUGGUCGACGAGGCCGAGGAAAGAAGGCUGGGGUACUCGCACCUAUAUCAUCAUCAGGGGAUCCAGAUGCAUUGACAGAAGGGCAGCGACAUGGCCGGCCAACAAGGAGUCGCAAAAAGUAG
Molecule: messenger RNA, 1581 nt
Organism: Suillus plorans
Lineage: Eukaryota; Fungi; Basidiomycota; Agaricomycetes; Boletales; Suillaceae
Exons: 6
Coding region: 1-1581 (526 amino acids)
Source: RefSeq, a predicted model, not a curated record